GAUCCAGAUUAUGAGUUCCCGGAGGAGAGGCAACUCUACCUGCGCUGUCCAACCGAUCUUGCUUCACUUGAGUCUGAUUGCGGAAAUGAUGUCGCUUGCCUUUACGACUCUGUCAUGCUACAGGCUCGCUUGCUUGGUGACGAAGCACGGAUGUCCUACAAUUACUAUCUUAGUCAACGGAUUGAGGGAGCUGCUCGAUACAAUUCAUGCGGUGCGAUGAACAUCGAGUAUCCCGAGUAUUUGAUCAAGGGACCAUCGAGCGGUGAACCGGCCUAUUUGGAAGGAGAUAAACUGUCGUUUAGCUGCUUUCAAACGCAUAUCAUAAAAGGCGAUACCGAAUUCCAAUGUCAGAAAGUUCGAAAUGAGUACGACAACUCUUGGAGAAUGCAGUGGACCCAAGGUGGACAGCCCUGGUGCAGACACAGGUUGCUAUUUAUGCUUUCCUUGAACUCAUGCUAA
Ostertagia ostertagi is the source of this 459-nucleotide messenger RNA. The record is from the annotation of a GenBank genome assembly. Lineage: Eukaryota; Metazoa; Nematoda; Chromadorea; Rhabditida; Trichostrongylidae.